CUCCGUGCUCUCCGCGGUGUUUAGGGAGGCGGACCCCUCAGGCCCUGAUGGUGUCGGGAUAGUGUAGGUGCCCGCAACUGCUUUCCGCAGCUUUCCUCUUGCAAGAGGCGCUCCGGCUGUGGCUUGAAGGCUGUAUUCAGGAGAUUGCCCGGUUCCCGGGCCCUUUCCCGCCCAGACAGCCCACGUUGAGAUAAAACCAUGGGGGUCAAAGUGCAACGUACUCGUUGUUUUUUUGACAUAGCCAUCAACAAUGCGCCUGCUGGAAGGGUUGUCUUUGAGCUGUUUUCAGACGUUUGCCCGAAAACUUGUGAAAACUUUCGCUCCCUCUGUACAGGUGAAAGGGGAAUUGGGAAGAGCACACAAAAGCCAUUGCAUUACAAAAACUGCAUGUUUCAUAGAGUUGUAAAGGAUUUUAUGAUUCAGGGAGGAGACUUUAGUGAAGGAAAUGGAAGAGGUGGCGAAUCUAUUUAUGGAGGGUUCUUUGAAGAUGAAAACUUCUCCAUUCAGCACAACAAAGAAUUCCUACUCUCAAUGGCCAACAGAGGAAAGGACACAAAUGGAUCACAAUUUUUUAUAACGACUAAACCUACGCCUCACUUGGAUGGGCUUCAUGUUGUUUUUGGCCAAGUCAUUUCUGGACAAGAUUUAGUGAGGGAGAUUGAGAAUCAAAAAACAGAUGCAUCCAGCAAACCAAGUGUAGAUGUUAGUAUACAGAACUGUGGGGAGCUCGUCCAGAAAUCUAAAGCCAAGAAAGAGAAGAAAAGACAUAAAUCCUCCUCAUCUAGUGGUUCUGAGGACUCCAGCGACUCCGAUUCAUCAUCCGACUCAUCCUCUGAUUCCAAAAGUGAGGGUGAGGAGAAGCUGAAAAAGAAGAAAAGGAAACACAAGAAAAAUUCCAAGAAGCAGAAAAAGGAGAAAAGGAAGAGGAAAAAAUCUAAGAAAAGUUCUGACGAAGAUGAAAAUGAAGAUCAGGAGCUCCAAGUGUCAUCUACUGUCCGUCCAGAGGAAAUCCCAACAAUACCUGAAAACAAGUUUUUAAUGAGAAAAAGUCCUCAAAGAGAAGAUGCGAAAGAAAGCCAAAGGAAUGACCGAGAGAGGGAGCGUGAAAGCAACAUGCAAGCAUCCCUUUACCAGAGGAGGUUAUUGGUAACCAGAUCUGGAAGAAAAAUAAAAGGAAGGGGGCCUAGGCGUUACCGCACUCCUUCCAGAUCUAGGUCAAGAGAUCGCUUUAGAAGAAGUGAGACCCCUCCACACUGGAGGCAGGAAAUGCAGCGGACGCAAAGAAUGAGAUAUUCCAGUGGUGAACGCUGGAUCAAAGGAGACAAGAGCGAAAUGAAUGAUAAGGACAAUCAGAAGAGCCCAGUGAGGGGAAGGGAACGGAAGUCAUCUGAUCAGAGGCCAGUAUCGGAAAGCCCCAGCCAAAAAGGGGACCGGGAAAAACAAAAAGAUCACAAAUCAGCCAGCAAGGAGAGAGAUUUAAAGAAAGAUGCUGAAAAGGAAGAAAGACCUAAUAAAAGCCGGAGCAGCAAAAGGACAAGGUCUGAAAGACGAAGUGAAAGUAAAGAAAACUCAAAAAGUAACAAAGAUUCUAAACACAGCAAACAUGAUGUGAAAGCAAGGUCAAAAAGCAAAGAGCGAGCCCAUGAAAAAGGUAAGGAAAAGAACUCUAGUGAUAAAGCUAAAGAAAAGGAUAGGAGCAAAAGCAGGGAACGAGUGAAACACUCUUCAUCAAAAAACGAGAGGGCAAAAAGUAAGGAGCGAGAGAAAACCAGAGAGCGACAAGGAAAAUCAAGGAGUAGGGAACGGGAGUCUGCCAGAACUAAGCAUGGCUCCAACAGCAGAGCUAAAGAGCGCAGCAAAAGCCGAGAGAACAGCCGAAGAGCAAGGUCCAGAAGUCAAGACGAUACGCGUACCAGAAGUCGAGACCAUGCUAAAAGCAAAGAUAGGGAGACCAAAAGGAGGGGUAGGUCCAGAAGCAGAGACAGGAAAGGAACUCCAGAUAAAUCCAAGAAUAAAGAAAGCAAGAGCAGGGAUGACUCGAAAGAUUCCAACAGAGAAACGAGUCAGAGCAAGAGUAAAGAUUCCCUUAGAAAAGAUGAAAGCAAACAUUCUCGUAAAUCUAGUGAGCAUGAAAGCCAUCAAAGAAGGCGGUCCAAGAGCAGCAGCCCAGAGAACAGGCAUUCAAAAAAAGGCAGGGAUCGUGAUAGAAGUCCAGACUCUACAAACAUACACGGCAAAGAGCGGGAAGAUCGAUCUUCUACCCAUAGGAACAGGGAUAAAGAUAAGACAAGGAAAUCUUCCCACGAUGACAAGGAAACAAGGAAAAAAUCAAGGAGCCGCGACAGGGAUUUGUCCAACACAAAAGAUAAGAAAAACCAUCAGUCAAGUCCCGCAAGUGUCGAAAAAUGAAGUGUAAAUAAUAUUUUGGUUCCAUGCUCUGUUUAUUUUUUAGAAGAUCUACGUACACUGAGGGAUUUUUUUUUUUUUUUUUGUGUUCUGUCAUACUGGACUUUUAGUUUCACCUUUUUGAUAAGCCUCAUUCUGGAACGUUUGUAUUGCUGAAGUUUUAAUAAACUUUCAAUGAAAAAAGAAA
Molecule: messenger RNA, 2593 nt
Organism: Xenopus tropicalis (tropical clawed frog)
Lineage: Eukaryota; Metazoa; Chordata; Amphibia; Anura; Pipidae
Gene: ppig
Product: peptidylprolyl isomerase G (cyclophilin G)
Biological process (GO): protein folding
Cellular component (GO): nucleoplasm
Molecular function (GO): isomerase activity; peptidyl-prolyl cis-trans isomerase activity
Source: RefSeq, marked provisional